GUCGUUAGCCGUGUAUCGUGUGAACCGCGACCUCCGAUAGCGUUGUGACUUUACUGUGAUGGAUGUGAACUGAACCAUGGAAGAGGAGUCGAUGUCCGGGCACAGCUGUUCCGAGGACGAUAUCAGCGUGGGCCGCCCCUCGCCGGCGCCGUCGCGCUCGCCGUCACCUCAAGAUUACUUCAGGCCGCUGAAGCGCUUGAAGAUGGCUUCGGAGCCGGUGGAGGAGCGACGGGGGGAGGGCGUGAAGAGUUUCUCUAUCCUGGACAUAUUGUCUCAUAGCCCUAGGGCGCCGCCUCGUAUAGUGCGUCCAUGGGACGCGUCUGGUUUGGAGAGGUUGCAGCGGCUGCAGAGACUGGCGGGCGCGGCGCUUUUGGACGGCGAGCGGUGGAGGCUGGCAGCGCUUGGUCUGCUGCGGCCACGAGAGCCGGACUGUGAUUCCACCUCAGAGCGUUCCUCCUCCGCCUCCGACUGCUGUUCGGAGCCGCGUCGCCCGCACACCUCCACCGCACCACACACGCCGCUCGACGCACUAUUCCACAUGACCAGCAAGACAUUCGAAGCCAACAAUACUGACAAUGGAGAUGGUCAGUCAAAUCACCUUAACUUAUUCAACUCGAGGCCGCAGCCGAAAAAGAAGCGGAAAUCAAGAACAGCAUUCACGAAUCACCAGAUAUUCGAACUGGAGAAACGUUUCCUAUACCAAAAGUACUUAUCUCCCGCGGAUAGAGACGAAAUAGCCAGCUCUCUCGGUCUAUCCAACGCGCAAGUCAUAACAUGGUUCCAAAACCGACGAGCAAAAUUGAAACGAGAUAUGGAAGAGUUGAAAAAGGACGUCGAGAGCGCUAAAGUCUUAUCUGCACAUAAAACCUUUUUGGAGAACGUGACAGAUUUGGGUAUAUUGAAGAAGAAGGCGAUGAGUAUAGGUGCAAGCGAGGAAGCCGCGACCAAUCUUGUGGUGAACGCGUCCAAAUGAAACGAGGCAGCGCGCUCGAUCGCACCCGAUACCUACGAUCGAAGCGUGCUCGAUUUUUAAAUCGAUAUAGACUAUAAAAUGAGUGACCGAUUUUAAAACAACAGACUCUAGUGGCGUUGUAACUUAAAAAGUUUAUAUAUACUGGCUGGCAGAAAUAAAGAACUAUUAAAAGUGUAAAUUGUUUAGUAAUUAAUCACGUGUAUAAUACGUUAUACUUUUAAAUGAAAUUGUCAAGUGAAUUUUAGAGAAAUAAAUAUUUAAAAGUAUUUUCAAUUUAAAUAGUGACAUUAGAUGUUUUUAUCUUCACUAGUUUAGUCUCGCGUACUUCACUAUUUAAAACGUUAUAAAUAACUAUAUGUAAACGUCAACGAAACCGUUGACGGCAUAGGAAUAUUUAGUACCGCUAAAUAUUCAUUGCAAAAGUUGUAUUGUAAAUAAAUCUUUGUACAAAUGAAAAUGCUUUUUUCGAAAUAUAAAUGUGAUAGUUGAUUGUAUUAAGUACUUAUUACUUUAUAGAAAUAUUUUUAAAUUAUUUAUUACGGUAGCUAUAUCACUGAUAUAAAACGCAAAAAACAACUAUAAAUUAAUAAAUAACGAUUAACCAUUUAAAUGCUAUUAGCGUACCAUAGUGCAAUAUAGAUAAAUAUCUCUAUCAGUGGUAAUGCUAUUUUUCGAAUUAUCUUGUAAAUAUUGUAAUUGUAUAGUUAGAUUUCUUAGUUAUAGAAUAUUUUAAAACGUCAUUCAUAUUUUAUCAUAUCUUAAUGUUUCCCCUACUGAAAUACCAACGCAAGAACAGCAAAAAAAUGUAGUCAUCGCAUUCAUUGGCCUUGAAAAAAAAAGAGAUGGCAGUAUAUGUUUUCUCUCACUUGUUUUGACAGUAAAAACGGUUAAUUUGGUAUUUAUACUACUAGUGCUGUUACAUGAAUUAGUAAGAAUACUAAUUGUGAAAUAUGUUUAACUUUGUAUUUUUACUAAUUAUCAAAUGAAGUAGAUCAAUGUUAGUAACUUUUCUAUUUAAGAUAAAAAACAAUCCUAGAGCAAUUGCAUUCUUUCUGUACUUAAUGUAUUUAUGUAGAACCUUUAAUUAAAAAAUAGAUGUAUAAUAUUUUAUUUAUAAUGUCUUUGUUAUAAACUAUUUAUCGACUGGCUAAUUUUAUUUGUUUAAAAUUUUACAUUGCAUUCAAUUUUAUAAUAUUCAAACGACGAAGUUAUCAUGACUGCUACAAAUAAACAAAAACUACUACUUUUAGGAACAAUAAACAAACAUUAUUAUACGAAAAAUGAAAAAGUACUUAGUGUCUGUUUUAGCACGAUCAAGGGCCUGGCCGAGAUUUCUAUGGAGUCCCCUAUUUUUACCAAUUUGGGGGGGGGGGGGGCUUUACCAGUGACGUUAGAUUCGUAGAUCAGUGGCGCCUCUUUUUAUCCAGAGUGCUUACAAAAUUGAUUCACUUAGAAGCGAUUCCAUAGCGAACUUCAAAAAUGUAUGGAAGUGACGCGCGAUAAUCACGUGACUUACCGAAAGUUAUUGUCAGUUCUAUACAUUUUUGAAUUUUCGUUAUGGAAUUGCUUCGGAGCGAAUGCACUUUGUCUAAUCCUCUAGCGCCCUGGUCGGUUAACUAAUAGACCUAACGCUAGUACUAAAGAUAUACUUAAAUGAGUAGCAGCAUUUAAAGUUCUAAGUAAUAUUAUCCAUAUUAAUUAUGCCAAUUUGUCAAAUUUU
Papilio xuthus (Asian swallowtail) is the source of this 2693-nucleotide messenger RNA. Its product is annotated as barH-like 1 homeobox protein. The transcript is spliced from 2 exons. Gene Ontology annotation, cellular component: nucleus. NCBI's taxonomy places the organism in Eukaryota, Metazoa, Arthropoda, Insecta, Lepidoptera, Papilionidae. Gene Ontology annotation, biological process: regulation of transcription by RNA polymerase II. Bases 77 to 973 code for a protein of 298 amino acids. The record is from RefSeq and is a predicted model, not a curated record. Gene Ontology annotation, molecular function: sequence-specific double-stranded DNA binding; DNA-binding transcription factor activity, RNA polymerase II-specific.